AUGGCUCAAAAAGCCAAUGUGAGGGAGAGGACCUCUCAAGCUUGGGACCUGCCCUGCUACCAGGCAGUGUUUAAGGGCUCUGCAGCAGAGUUGGCCCCUGUUAAGACUGAUGUCUUCUCUAAAGUUUCAGUUAGACAAUAUCACAGUAGUGGCAAUAUCACAGUAGUGGACAAUUGGGAAGCAGACAUCCUCAGUCCUCGUAACCUUCACCCUGAUCCAUCUGAUGGUAAUCAAGAACGCAAGGAAAGUCUUCAAGAUCCAUGUAAUCUAGUAAACCUGCUUAACUUUCUUCCACCCCUGUACUUCCCCCUGCUUACUACACGCUGCAACAUGUCCCAACUGGGCCGCUUUAUGGUUGGGUUGCUCAGUGGAGUGAGUCUAAUUGUUGGAACCAUUAUUGGAUCAGGAAUAUUUAUUUCUCCUAAAUCAGUCCUUUUCAACACAGGAGCCAUUGGUCCAUGUCUGGUCAUAUGGGCUAUAUGUGGAGUUAUAGCUACAUUAGGGGCGCUGUGUUUUGCUGAACUUGGAACCAUGAUCACAAAGUCUGGAGGGGAGUAUCCUUACCUGAUGGAAGCCUAUGGACCCAUACCUGCCUUUCUCUUCUCUUGGGCCAGUCUGCUUGUCAUGAAACCUUCAUCUUUUGCCAUCAUUUGCCUCAGCUUUGCUGAAUAUGUGUCAGCUGCAUUUUACCCAGGCUGUGAUCCCCCUGUGGUGGUUGUGAAGUGUCUGGCAGCUUGUGCUAUCCUGACCAUCUCCACGAUUAAUGCUAUGAGUGUGAAGCUGGCAAGCUAUGUUCAGAUAUUCUUUACAGCAGCAAAGAUGAUAAUUGUGAUAAUAAUUAUCGUAAGUGGAAUUGUUUUACUAGCACAAGGAAACACCAAAAACUUUGAAAACAGCUUUGAAGGCUCUACAAUCACAGCUGGAGGCAUUGGCUUGGCACUUUAUAAUGGACUGUGGGCAUAUGAUGGAUGGAACCAGCUCAAUUAUAUUACGGAAGAACUUAAAAAUCCAUACAGAAAUCUUCCCUUGUCGAUCAUCAUUGGUAUCCCAUUAGUUAUAUUCUGUUAUUUACUCAUGAAUAUUUCUUAUUUCACUGUGAUGACAGCAACUGAGCUUUUGCAGUCUCCGGCAGUGGCAGUGACGUUUGGAGAUCGAGUCCUUCACCCUGCAGCCUGGAUAGUCCCACUGUUUGUAGCAUUUUCAACUAUUGGGGCAGCAAAUGGCACUUGCUUCACAUCCGGGAGGCUUGCUUACGUUGCCAGUCGUGAAGGCCACAUGCUGAAAUUCCUCUCUUACAUCAGCGUUAAACGUCUGACACCCUCACCUGCAAUUGUUUUUUAUGGCAUUGUUGGUAUGAUUUACAUUAUUCCAGCUGAUAUCGACACUCUCAUCAACUAUUUCAGUUUUGCAGUUUGGAUAUUUUAUGGUUUAACAAUCGCCUCAUUAAUUGUCAUGAGAUAUACACGGAAGGAACUCGAAAGACCAAUCAAGGUCCCGAUUGUAAUCCCUGGAAUUAUGGUUUUAAUAUCAAUUUACUUAGUGUUGGCUCCCAUCAUCGAUAAGCCAGAAUGGGCAUAUCUUUACUGUGUGAUAUUUAUUUUUAGUGGCCUAAUCGUUUACUUCCCGUUUGUACACUAUAAAGUAAAAUGGGCACAAAAAAUAACAAAACCUAUUACAAUGUAUGUUCAGAUGUUGAUGGAAGUUGUUCCUCCUGAAGGAUCACCAGAAUAAGAAAGUUUAAACAAGCGGACUGAGGUGUAUUUUUGUGGAUUCUCCCCAUCAAUCCAAACUUUAUUACCAUUUUGGACAUACAUUACAGUAAUACCCUUGCAUAAUUCUAUACCUCACAAAAUAAAGUGCGUACUUCAGAGUGGGAACUUAGCACCGAGUAGGCGUAAAACAAUGGAUUCAUCUAUGCAGAAGCACUUUCAAUAGGACUUGGUGAAAACUUGUCUUCCUGUCGUUUAGUAAUGUAUUUUGACUUCAUGAUAGCCUGUCAUUUGUUUUCAGUUAUGCUGAGCAGUUUAGUUGCAUUGCCACAUUCUUCACUACUAAUGCAUUAAUAACCAUGUGCAGCAAUUACCUCAUUUAUCUUUCAAAUGAAAUAUUAUGGUUCCCAAUUUAUUUUAAUGAACAUUGGCUACAUAUGUAUAUAUCAGAACACGCAACCUCUUUGUUGACCAAUGAAAACACAGCAAAGUGACCAGAUCAUAUAUAAUCUUGAAUCUUAAAAGUUUUAAAAUCAUAAAUUGAAUUUAGUCUAAAAAUUGGUAGAAAUGUAUUUGUAUAUUCUGACGGGAAGUUAUAGUUAUAUAUCUGCUAUGCGACCAACAACCAAGACAUUGAAGAUCUAUGAAUAAUAAUAUAAUGUUUAUUAGCUAAAUUCAAUUUUUAUACAAUUUAAAGUGAAUGUAAACUUUAACAAAUUAAAGCCCAGUAUCAAAUAAUAAUCUUAAAAGCAGGAGCACUUUAAUUUAUUAAAG
Bombina bombina (fire-bellied toad) is the source of this 2483-nucleotide messenger RNA. RefSeq names its product solute carrier family 7 member 9 (gene SLC7A9). Bases 1 to 1731 code for a protein of 576 amino acids. The record is from RefSeq and is a predicted model, not a curated record. Gene Ontology annotation, molecular function: L-amino acid transmembrane transporter activity. Gene Ontology annotation, biological process: amino acid transmembrane transport. The transcript is spliced from 15 exons. Gene Ontology annotation, cellular component: membrane. NCBI's taxonomy places the organism in Eukaryota, Metazoa, Chordata, Amphibia, Anura, Bombinatoridae.